UUCAAUUAUAUAUAUUCUUGGCCGCCAGCUUAGCUUGUUAUUUCCAGAUAAAUCCUAGAUAGAUCAGAAGAAUUGAAACUUCAAAAAAGAUCUAUCAUAUCAUCAAAGCAGUGGUUUUAUCGAUCGAUCGAGUUCAUUAUUUGUAAUAAUGGUGCAGAAGACUGUAUUGAAGGUUGAUAUUUCAUGUGAGAAAUGCAAGAAGAAGCUCCUCAAGGCUGUCUCUGGAGUUGAAGGGGUUGAUAAAAUUGAGAUUGAUGAAGCAAAAGGGAGUUUGAGUGUAACAGGAAGUUGUGAUCCUUAUGAGAUAAUUGUGAAAAUAAAAAAGACUGGCAAAUUUAUGGAGGUGGUGAGUAUUGGGCCUCCGCCGGCUCCUCCAAAACAAGAUGCCCCGAAAAAAGCCGGAGAGAAGAAGCCGGAAGGAAAGAAGGCUGAAGAAAAGAAGAAUGGCGAUGAGCAAAUAUAUCCGGGUUAUAUAUAUUUUCCUCCACCACCACUCUAUUAUCCUCCACUUGAACAUGUAACCCAACCACAAGAUUCCACCCCACUAUGUAAUAUAUUGUGACUUUAUUUUUUUUUUGUUUAAA
Ipomoea nil (Japanese morning glory) is the source of this 584-nucleotide messenger RNA. RefSeq names its product heavy metal-associated isoprenylated plant protein 2-like. The transcript has 2 exons. Lineage: Eukaryota; Viridiplantae; Streptophyta; Magnoliopsida; Solanales; Convolvulaceae. Bases 149 to 562 code for a protein of 137 amino acids. The record is from RefSeq and is a predicted model, not a curated record. Gene Ontology annotation, molecular function: metal ion binding.